GUGAAUGAAUGUGAUUCCCUUUUUUCUUUUUUUGACCUGGUUUCACUAUCGAGUUUCCAUCAUGGUAAACUGACGAUAUCAACUUGCGGAAGAGGCUUUCCUUAAUCCACCUUUCCACGUGUCUCCCUGCAUUGGACUUGACCCCGUUAUUGUAUGGCCUCAUGACUUUUGUCCUCUUUGCACUUUCCAGCCCAAUAAUUCGUUCAUAGCACUUUGAACCUAAUCAUCCACGCACGAAUCCACCGAUAAAGCCUGAAAAAUUGUAGACCCAGAAGAUGAGGACAGAAGAGUUACGAUGACAGAUACCUACCAUAGCGGUCCAGAGCUCAUUAGAAGCCAAAGAUGUUAGAUGGCGCAAUGUUGGCAUUGUACCAUAUAGAUGGUUUACUAAAUAGACUACCAGUUGGGAUGACAGUUGAGGGGACAGGUGGAAUGGCAGAUUGGACAGCAGGCGCGCUAGCCUAUGGGCUGGUAGGAACGAUGAUGGGUAGCAUCAGUUCACCCCCAAAGUGCUCGGCAGCAACAGUUUGUUGCAUAUUGCCUUUUCAUCUCUGAUUUCCUUGUCGAAUCUAGUUCUGCCCACCGCCCAAUCUUGAUCUAGAAAUCCAGACCCG
Molecule: messenger RNA, 614 nt
Organism: Pseudomassariella vexata
Lineage: Eukaryota; Fungi; Ascomycota; Sordariomycetes; Amphisphaeriales; Pseudomassariaceae
Exons: 1
Coding region: 343-555 (70 amino acids)
Source: RefSeq, a predicted model, not a curated record